AUGUAUUCACUUGAUUACCUCAACCAAGACGUCCGCUUGUCAGUUUGGCGCGCAAACCGCACAAGCGCGUCGGAAUAUUGCUGCGGCGAUGCAGAUACCACACAGACAAACUCAUCCUUGGCAUGUCUUGAUGGGAAUCCCACCUUUACGCUGCCAAAUGCAACACCGUUGUUGGGAGUCGCCGGUCUCUCGAACGCCCAAGCGGUUUCCUCGACGAACUCGUCCUCCGUUACUACUCGCACUGAAACGUCAACAGCCAUUCCUACGACACACGACGACGACUGUUCCUCACAGAAGCAAGACACUAUUACGGUCGGGGCGGUCCUCGGCGUCUCGAUCGUCAUUGCAGCUAUCGCACUGAUUGUGUGGGCCCUAUGGGAACGCAGACAGAAGGUACUGUGGUGGCAGCGUGCGAUUGGCGCCGCGCCGCACUGGCCCCCGGAGAACGCGCCGUGGAUGAGAGUGCAGUGUCCGAAAUCUAAGCCUCCGCCUUGUCCGGUGACUAGGGCUAAGCUGGCAUAUGCGAAUCAUCAAAAGCAACGUUCACAGCAGCAGGAGCCUGCCCCGUCUUAUGGGCAUCAACAGUCUGAAGCCGGUCAACGGGAGUACGAGCAGCAGAUGGGUCAAACCCAUAUUUCCAGUCCACAACGUCCACGGGAAAUGCCGGAUGGGAUGCCUGCGGCGGCCGAGAUGGACGCGACGUGA
Molecule: messenger RNA, 705 nt
Organism: Diaporthe amygdali
Lineage: Eukaryota; Fungi; Ascomycota; Sordariomycetes; Diaporthales; Diaporthaceae
Exons: 2
Coding region: 1-705 (234 amino acids)
Source: RefSeq, a predicted model, not a curated record